AAAAUGGUCCACGUCAGUGACACCUGGCAACAACAAUUUUCAGGUACGAGUUAUUUGAUCUCCACCCAACCCAUGUUACCGUUACAAAAAAUGCUCCUAUCUUCUCUCCCUCUCUAACCCCAAAAUCCAAUUUCUCAUCCUCAUCGCAAACCAAAAAAAUUAGGGCAAAGGAUUGCGGAGAAGAGAAGAACCCAAAAUCUGAUUCUUCUCCUUUCUGCAAAUUCCUUUUCCCCAAGCUCCCCGGGCCACGAAGAUGCCAUCGGAUCUAAGCAUGGACGUCGUUUCACCGCGAGAGAUGGACCUCAACGAAGACGUUUCGGAGCUGUUGUAUACGAAGAGAGGUUGCUGUUUUUGGAUCCCUUGCUUCAGCACCGAUCGAUCAUCGUCCGAUUCCGCCGGAUCGGUGUGGUGGCAGCGGAUGCGGCCUGUUGAGAAUGACGAUCCCUGGUGGAGCCGUAGCUGGAAGAAGGUCCGUGAGUGGUCGGAGCUCGUCGCCGGCCCGAAGUGGAAGACCUUCAUUCGCCGGUUCAACAAGAACCGUCCAUUCGGCCACAACCACAAGCAGGUCGGUAAAUUCAACUACGACGAGUUUAAUUACGCUCUCAAUUUCGACGAAGGCCCUGGGCAGAAUGGUCAUUUCGAUGACGAAGAUCUUUUGCACCGAGAUUUCUCGAGCCGGUUCGCUUCAGUACCGCCUUCGGCUAAGUCGUCGAUGGAUUUGGGGAAGGAUGGACCGUCGUUCACGUGAGUUGCGGUUCACUCAUUGGGUUAGCUCUGGUUGGGCCUUCACGUGGGCUUAGCUGGGCCGCGGCGAAUUGCAGCGCCGAGUUUCGCGGGAGCUGUGAUCCGUAGCGCAAUAAGCGGCGACCGGUCGACUAUUGAGCUUUUUUUUUUGUCUGAUGACGUGGGCGGAUGGAUGGUUGAUUGGUAGUGGGGACGACCUUAAGGAUUUUUUUUUCUUUUAUUUCGAUUUUUUUUGGGGGGGAAAUUAUUAAUUUUUUUUUACACGAAUGAAAAUAAAAAGAAGAAAAGAAAUAAAGAAAUCAUAGAUUUUUUAUUUGUGGUUGUGUGAUAAAUUAUAUUAAUAGUAAUUGUAAAAUAAUAUGUGUUUAUGUUCGAGCGGAAAACAAUUAAAAUAAAAGUUGCGUGGUUAGUUGCCUAAUGUUCUUAA
Humulus lupulus (European hop) is the source of this 1171-nucleotide messenger RNA. RefSeq lists its product as uncharacterized. Lineage: Eukaryota; Viridiplantae; Streptophyta; Magnoliopsida; Rosales; Cannabaceae. The record is from RefSeq and is a predicted model, not a curated record. The coding region runs from base 254 to 748 and encodes 164 amino acids. The transcript has a single exon.